CAACUGGGAGCUGGCCUGGGCGACGUGUAAGUUUUUGCCGUUUUCGGUGGUCGAGCAUUGCUUCUGGGAAAGUGAGUGUUCGUCGGUCUGUUGCUCAAGACAGGACUGGCAGCGACAAAUCUAGCGAUACUGCCACGGAGACAGUAAUAUAGUAAGGAGGAUCUUUAAUUCUUGCACGAUGGCGGGCGAGGACGACAUCGAAUAUUACUUCCUGAAGGAGGACGACUUUGACGAGGUCGUUGCAUUCCUUGCAGAGGACUACUUCCAGAGAGAACCCAUUACACUGGGCACCCACGCCAACGAGAAGUGCGAGCCGGGCAAGGGGCGCAUGGGCGAGGACGUUCGCAGAUGCCUGAAGUCCGGGCUGUCGGUGGGCGCGAGGGACCGGAAGACGGGUCAGCUGAUCGGGCUGCGAGUGAGCAACCUGCUGGACAGAGAGAAGCCCUUCAAGUCUACUCAGCCUUGUAAUGAAUUCGAAGAGCUGUACCGCAUCGCAGAGCACGUAGUGAAUCACGUGUAUGAGGAGAAGGCAGACAAGUUCCUCAUGAUGUUUCUACUCAGUGUCCAUAAGGAUUACGGCGCUCGUGGCAUCGCAGGAGAGAUGGUGAAGGUGAAGAUAAUUUUUGUAUUUAUCAAUUUCAAGACACACCUAGGCUUGUCGGUGGGAGGCUUUAAGCAGUUCCUCCUCCCAACCACGACUACAAGACAACGGCCCUCAUUCCCAGGAAACGAGGGAGGUCCAGGAAGCGGCGGCGAUCAGGAUUGCUCUGCGAGGCUGCUGAAUAUAUCCGGAUCCUCGAAUUUCUUCCUUCAGUUCAAGCGGUAUUUCAAUGGUGGAAACUUUGAUGUUGCUCGCUUCCGGAAAUUCCCUCUUAGGGUCCCGUUAUUGGAAACUGUACUUUACUUUAAAGGCAAAUACAAUAUUGAGCAAGUGACCAUCCGCGCUGGGACGCUUAUACUGUGCAACUCACGUGAUCAACAACGCACAGGCAGCGGGAUCGGCCGAAGCAAGGUCUACAUAGACCUUGGGCAGAACAAAGCUCAAAUACCUUGA
Molecule: messenger RNA, 1054 nt
Organism: Penaeus chinensis
Lineage: Eukaryota; Metazoa; Arthropoda; Malacostraca; Decapoda; Penaeidae
Exons: 8
Coding region: 179-1054 (291 amino acids)
Molecular function (GO): N-acetyltransferase activity
Source: RefSeq, a predicted model, not a curated record